Messenger RNA from Carica papaya (papaya), 7538 nucleotides. The record is from RefSeq and is a predicted model, not a curated record. NCBI's taxonomy places the organism in Eukaryota, Viridiplantae, Streptophyta, Magnoliopsida, Brassicales, Caricaceae.
AUGGGUUGCUUGUUUUAUGAAAGAUUUGAUUGGUUGAUUGGUUUAAUGUUCAAACUUGUAGUUUUGGCAGGUGAUGGCAACGAAGACACUAAGAUUGAAGGAGAAGAGAUUUCAAAACUUGUUUUCAAAGCAUCCCAUGAAGCUAAACUUAAGGAGCUACUGCACAAUGUUAAUUCCAUUGAGUUUAAAUUAUACUCUGAUGCUACAAAAGAGUUCAUUAAGUUACUUAGAGGCGAAUCAGGAGCUGAAUUGCUCCAUCUCUAUGUACAGAGUUCAUCCAAGUUGAUAGAGCUUCUAGAAGCAUGGAAGCUUCAACAAGGAAAACCUGGAAUGUCAUACAUCUUGUCUCUAAUAUCGGCUAUUUUGAGUCAUCCGGAUGGGAAAUAUAAGCUGAAUGAUAGGAAUAAUAUUGGUGUUAGUAGGGUUAUUGAUAAAUUCACUCGCUUGCUUGUUGAAGAAAAAUUGGAGGAUAUAUACAAGGAAUUGAAUAGUAAGGAAGGGAAACGCCAAAAUGCUGCACUUUCGUUGUUGGCAUCAAUGGUUAGGCGUGGUGCGGGUCUAGCUUAUGAGAUUGCAAAGAAAUUUGAUUUCAAAAUUCAGGGAUUUUCAAAGCUUGCAGAGUAUAAGCGGAAGAAUGCUGACAACAAAAGGAAGCAUUCAACCAGAAAGGCAUUUGUUGGUUUUGCAAUGUCUUUUUUGGAGGUUGGAAAACCCGGAUUAUUGAGAUGGGUUCUGCAGCAGAAGGAAAUGUAUUCGGGCGUCCUCCGUAUGCUCAAUAAUGACGAUGAGGAGACUAUUAUUCUUGUUUUAACUGUACUGCGGGAUAGGAUUCUUACCAGAGAGUCACUGAUACCACCUGGUCUACGGAGUGUUCUCUUUGGGAGUGUCACUUUGGAACAGCUAAUUGGCAUAUCUGCAAGAGAGGAUUGUGGACCUGCAGCAGAAUUGGCUUAUAAUGUUUUAGUUGUAGUUUGUACGGAUCCUUGUAAUGGAUUAAUGCCAGAUUUAAAGAGACGUCCAAAUCCAUUGAGAGGUAAUCCAAGGAGAUUAUUGGGGCUCAUGAAGAAGCUAAAAGCAACGGAAAUUGCUUAUCACAGAGACUUACUUUUGGCCAUUUUUAAAGGAAGACCAUCUUUAGGUUCAGCAUACAUGAGUGAAUUCCCUUACAACCUUGAAGAUUACACAUCACCCACCUGGUUUCCUACUGUUUCUCUGGCAGCAAGCUUGAUUUCUUCAAUGGGCAUGUGCACUCCUUUUGACCUCCUUGCUUCUCAGUCUUAUGAUGUAGCUUCGUCUGGUACUGCUAAUGUGCAAAAUAUUAUGAGUUGUAUUUGUCCUCGUUCAUUGAGCCGAACAGUAAUCAAUAAAGGAUUGCUUCAUUCUGAUGUCCUUGUAAAGCAUGGAACUUUGAGACUUCUUUUGGAGGCAUUGAAGUUGUUGGAUUCUUUAAUUACAAUGUUAAACUGUCAUUUUGACUCAGAUAGUCAGAUGAUGCAUAAUUGGGGUUCUCUUAAGCAGGAAAUUCAGAACGAAGCACGGAGUUUGCUUCCUGAUUUUCAGGUUUUGUUAACUUUACUUUCCUCACUUAGUGGCCGUAAUAGAAGUCAAAAGUUGAGUCUAAAGAGAAAAAUGAAUUUGGAAAAAGAUUGUGAGCAUAGCAGUAAAGUCACAAAGAAAUCAAAAAAGGAUGGCAUGAGUGAGAACGUGGAUAUCAUCAUAGGAGGGAUGAGUUCUGCACUUCUGCCAGGGGAUGAUGAACAAAUUGUUGAUGCACUUAUUAUGGUUGAGUCAGACACUAAAAAGGAAUUUGUGAAUGUUGUUUCUGAGAUUUGGGCUCUGGAUCUAUGCUCCUUCCCUAUUAGUUCACCAGAAGAUGCAGAGAUAUACUUUCAGUCCAAGCUUCUUGAUGCUCUCAAAAUUUACCUUCGGACUGUGCACAAUGUGUUGGAAGGUUCAUUUGAUUUUUUUAUGAAUUUUCUGAGCAACCCUCUAGCAUUAUCAGCUGGUUUGCAGCGCUCUUUCUUGUCUUUGCUGAACGAAUACGUUGGAUGGUCUCCAGGGAGUGGAAUUUCCAUUAGACCCCCACCUCUGAUGUACAAGCAUUUGCAACCAUUUAUUAACUUGUUAAUUCUGUCACCAGCUUCUGACAUCAGAGAUCUAGCAUAUAAUUUGGCACGAGCAGCUAUGUUAAGUACUGGUGCCUUUGACAGAGAUCUAAAUGAAGUUGGUGCAUGGUUUUUAUUUUUACCUGGCUAUAGUCGACUUCUAGUCGAAGGGGUAGAUGCUGCACAGAGCUUGUCUUCAGUUGUUGUGUCAUUCUUAUGUGAUGCUGUUUCUACGAUUGGGAAUAAUUUAUUCAAGUAUUGGGAUCUUGUCAGGCACCAUGUUUCCCGUUUGAAAGGUUUUAAAGGUGUAUCUGCUGAUUUCAGUCCCCUUAUUGUAUGUGUCCUGCUUAAGGGUACAAGGUUACUGAGUUCCGAAUCCAAAUCUUAUACUUUACCAGAAAAGUCAAUUAUAUCACUAUAUGUGUCCAAUACUUUAAAGUAUCUCUUGCAAACUCAGGUGGAUGCUGGAUUGUUAUCUGCUUUGAUUCACUCAAUUUUGUCUGAGAGCUGUUUGGUUACUGAUGAUUUUGGGGAUUCAGUUUGUGAAUGGAGGCCAUUGAAAUCCUUGUUGGACUUUUCACAAAAUGUAUUACAUACAAAAGCUUGUUGCUUUUUCUCUUCUGGCAGAGAAGCUAAGGCUGCUGAUAGCUCUUUUGCAAGUACACUUGGUGAAGUGAAAAAGAUUAUAAGAAAUGAUCAUAUUGAUGAAAUGGCUGAAAUAAUUAAAGCCUUUUCUUCUGCAAUGUUAUGCACAACGGCUGAUGAGAUAUUGAAGAGCUUUCCACAGGUCAUAACCAUAUGCCGGACACUUUCUGGAGUUCCUACUUCAUUAUUAUCGUCAAUAGUCUUUCUAGAGCAAACACUUUUUACACGCCUUUCUAAGUUAUGGCCUGAAAUGUUUUCAUCUGCUUUGGAAAUGGCUGUAUUGAUGAUCCAUCAUGAAGGCAAAGAAGAUGGCACAUGUGGUGUUCCUGGUCGUUCUUUAUCUGCUGAAGAAACGGUAGAUAUUGAUGGGAUCCACUCUGUUGCCUCUGCAUUUUGUUUCUUUCUGAAGCAAAUGCCUUUUCAUGUGUUAUUUCCUGCAAUUAUAAGUGUUGAUAUUCUUUGGUUUUUGGAGCCUUCAAAAAUUAAGAACUUGCUUUUGGCUAGGAUAUCCGAGUGUGCAACUGAUUGUCUCCUUCCCUAUAUGCGCCUUGUUCUAUUUUGGUUUUAUCAAGUGCGAUCAUCUUACAUAAUUGAACCAUUGGAUGGACUCAGACAACUUUCUGAAAUUUGUUUGGUUCUCCUAAAGCACUUAUUAUCUCAACUAUUGGUCUUGAAGCCUGAUUCUGAAUAUUCUAGAACUGCUCCAACUUCUUUAUCAGCUGAAAAUAUUCAAGUGGCUUCGAUCAUCUUCCAUCAUCCCAUUGUGAUAGCGUCAUUGUCCCAUCCUUUUAGUUGUGAUAAGGAAUUUACAGAGGGAAAGAUUGAGGUUAGUUUGAAGACUCUUCUGACUUUAUGCAAACAGAAUGUUCAUGAAAUAGAUCAUCAUGUCUUGGAUCUGUUGACAGCAACAUGUGAAAACUUCUUGUCCCACUGCCAACGUUCUAUUCCCAAAUUUGAAGGUGGAAAGAAGCCAUUUAUAAAAGCUUUUGGUUCCCUGGUCCAAAUGCUACUUCUAGAAUUCAGGAACAAGUUUGAUCUUUGUGUUGGGACUGAAUGCUUGAUGCCUCUUCUCCCAGCAUUUUAUGCUGUUCAUGCUUUAAUUCAAUUCAUAUCCCCUUUUCGGCUUCUUGAAUUAGUGCAUUGGAUGUUAAAUAGAGUUUGUGGAAAUGAAUCGUCUGUUGAAAGCUCUUUCAAGAUUUCUCUUCUCUCUAUUGGAUUUUGCAUUGUUGGUGAUGCUUUUGAAAUACUGUCCAUAUAUUUGCAUCAGCCUGUUUCGAAGAGAGCAGCUUAUGAAUUAUUUUGGGAAAUUGCAGGGAACAACUUUGAUAGUGAUCUUAUUGAGGGAAUCUAUGUAGAAGUAUGUAAUUUUGCCACCAACUUUGAGUUAGAUUUUGCAGAUGUUUGUUUGCUAAAAGUUGUUAAUGCUGUGUAUGGAUGGAAAAAUGUUCAGCAGCAUAAUCUUCAUCAAUUAAGCUUAGUGAUGUCAAGAGCUAUCCAAAAAACUCCUGUAGAAAUUGUCUCUCACUUUAUUUACAGAACAACCAUAGUAAGAGCUAAAUUUUUGUUCCUUUUGAGUGAGAUGAGUACCCUGCAUCUUUCAAUCUUUGGGCAUUUAUUUCUAAGUUUUUUGAAGCAAGGUUCAAUUAAUCAGGGAAGUGCGAAAAAAGGUUCACUUGUUAAGUGCAGCAUAAAAGAAGAUACUCGUAGAGAUGCUCUUAAAGAUGCAGAGUUUAUGAUGCUUCUGCCUACUGCUGUAUCAUAUUUGAAUUCAGUGCGUGUGAAAUUUGAGAAGAAUUUAAAGCAUUUUGUAGAGAUCACUUCUUUUUAUUCAAGGACGAUAUUAAAUGGUUUUCUUAACUGGAGGGCCUUUGUGUCUUGCUAUAUAUUUGAGGAAGAAUAUGAUGAACUCUUCACGUUGUCCACUGAGGAACUUCUCCAUUGUGCUGAUAGCAGUCUUCUCAUGAAAGCAGUUCGUAUGUUGCAAUAUCAUUUUGCAUGGAGUGGAGAUUCAAUGAAAAUGAAGAGGCGGAUAAAGCUAUUUAAUUCUAUUUUUCCUUGUUCAGAUGCAACUGAUGAUAUGCUGGACUGUGAUGUUGAUGAGAUGGAGUUUUUCUCAAUUAACAAGUUGUUAAACGUCUUCAAUAUGCUUGUUGCCAAAGUAGCAUUUUCUAAGAUGUUAUUAUUUCCAGAGGAUAGUCAGGUUUGCUCUCUUCCAGAUGAAGCAGAUAAGAAUUUGGAGGAAAUUUCUCUGGGAACAGGGUCUGCUAUAGAAGAUUCAUUAAGGAUGCGAUUUAUGAACAUUUUGGUGGGUACAUGGAAAUGUAUGGUCAAGAAAUUUACUUCAGUUUCUGAUGGUCCCAUGGAAGGAAAGAGUGCAGAUCAUCUGCGGCUUCACAAAUACUUUCAAGAUUUCAUCUUGAGAAGUAUUCUUGACUUUACCACAAAGAUGCACAGUCAUCUUAUCCAUUUGGAGUCUGUUCCCUUCUUAGAAGAGUUGAUGAGGUGUUCUCUCAUCUACAGGUUUGAGGACCCGGCAACAUUGAAAAUACUAGGAAACAUCCUAUCUCUGCUCUCUGAUGGAAAUUUUUCACGUGAUUUAUAUCUUCAACUGCUGCUUGCUCACUCUCAAUUUGCCUCGUCACUCCACUCUCUCAGAAAAUCAUUUGGCUCUUAUACUGGUACUUUUCUCAGGCCAAUGUCCAGCAUUCUGACAUCAUUUGCAAUUGGUCAUCCUAAUUCAAGUGCAGGAGAAGGCAAAAGUGAUUUGGCAACAUCUAAGAUUUAUUUAGAUGAUCUUAAAGAUGUCCAUGAAAUGGAUUCUCCUGAUCUUGGAAAAAUAAAACGAUAUGAUCCAGUUUUUAUCUUGCGUUUCUCAGUUCAUAGUCUGUCUGCAGGCUAUAUUGAACCUGUAGAAUUUGCUGGUUUAGGCUUGCUUGCAGUAGCUUUUGUUGGCAUGUCUUCACCUGAUGUUGGGAUGAGAAAACUGAGCUAUGAAACUCUUGGGAGAUUUAGCAAUUCUCUGGAGAAAUGCUCAAAGAAUAAAGAUGCAACACGACUUCAGCUUCUAUUGACAUAUCUGCAAAAUGGAAUAGAAGAACCAUGGCAGAGAAUCCCUUCUGUUAUUGCUCUGUUUGCUGCCGAGGCAUCUCUCAUAUUGAUGGAUCCUUCACAUGAUCAUUACCCAACCUUAACAAAGGUUUUGAUGCAUUCUUCUAGGGUGAAUUUGAAGGUCAUACCAUUGUUUCGGAACUUUUUCUGGAGUACCUCUGUGAAUUUCAAAAAAGAAAAGCUUUGGAUACUUCGCCUAGCUUAUGCAGGGCUAAAUAUAGAUGACGAUGCUCAGAUAUAUAUCAGGAACUCCAUUAUUGAGACUCUCCUGAGUUUUUAUUCUUCUUCUCUGGCAGACAUUGAAUCAAAGGAACUAAUUCUUCAGAUAGUGAAGAAGUCAGUUAAAUUGCAUAAAAUGGCUCAUUACCUAGUUGAACACUCUGGUCUACUCUCAUGGUUAUCAUCUGUUCUUUCACUUGUUAGUGGGACACUACUUUUUGGUGAAAACCAGUUUUCCUUGACACAACUCGUUCUGGUCACAGAGGUUGUCAAUGAUGUCCUCUCAUUCAGAAACAUUGUUGAGUGGUUGCAGAGAUAUGCCCUUGAACAGCUAAUGGAAAUUUCGUCGCAUCUGUACGGACUCUUAGUUGGUGGGUGGAUGUUGAUAAAGGAAAAUGUUGCACUUGUUCAUUCAAUUUUGCAGAUAUUGUUAACAACUCUAAAGAUAUCCCAGAAGAGGAAAAUAUACCAGCCACAUUUUACCUUAUCACUUGAGGGUGUAGUUAAAAUUUAUCGGGCUGUUACUGCACAUGAUCCAUCAAGAUCCAUUGUAAAUGCGGAGCUUGGACUUAAAGUGUUACUUAUGAGCACACCUCCCAGUGAUAUUCUCCACAUGGAUAAAGAAAUGCUUUCAAGUUUUCUUACGUGGGGAACCUCUGUUGCUAUGAUAUCUGACUCUAGACAAAUGUCUCUUCAAAGAGAAUUCAGUCUAAAUUUCAAGAGAGUCUUGGAGGAAGUUCCAUCUGAUGAGAGUUUGGUAUUAAAAUUUUUACGCUGGCUUGUAGCUGCUGUAAUUCUUGGUGAGCUUUCUUUUAAAGGUGUUGAAUUGAGCCCUUGCUUUUCAAGAAAGUCAAACGUGGACAAUCUGCAUGGUUUGUUGGAAUAUGUUCAAAGAGAAUGUCAAGUGAGCCGCAGAAGAUCUGAUUCCAGAGAACUAUUAGCUUCUCAAAUCUUUUAUGUCCAACAGCUUCUUGGGAUGAACAGUGGAGUGCUCUCUUCUUCUGUUUCUGCACUUUCCCUCUUGCUGUCUUGUGAUGCCUCCAUAUUUGCAGGAGAUAAGCCUGCCAUGGUGUCACUAUUGUUGAGGAUACAGUGCCCUCCUGAGGUUAAUCCUUCUUGGAGAUGGUCAUUUUACCAGCCGUGGAAAGAUCUUUCGUCGGAACUCUCUGAUCUACAGAAGAUUGAUGAACUUCAUGCUUGCCAGACUCUUUUACUGUUUUUUGCAAAUACGCUUGGAAAGAAGUCAUUAGAUUCACGUUUUUUAUUGCAUAAAACUUUGGAAAGUUGUGGUGUAUUUAAAUGGGAAAAAAAGUCUCAUAGAAUCUGAGUGAUAGUUAAGGCUAGUAGUCUGUUUAUGGCUCUAUUUGUGAUUGUAUUUAAACAUUGUUUUACUACACAAACACCAUUAAUUGUAUAUAUAAAUGAAAUGAAAAAAUGGAGAACAUGUUAAUAUCAGUCUCA